This is a messenger RNA of Clonostachys byssicola, 1080 nucleotides long. Lineage: Eukaryota; Fungi; Ascomycota; Sordariomycetes; Hypocreales; Bionectriaceae. The record is from the annotation of a GenBank genome assembly.
AUGGAGCGCUUCUCUCCCGUGGCCCUGCCCCCUCUUCCAGAAAGCUACCUCGCUUGUGUGUUGGAGGGGCCGAAAGCGCCAUGGCGUCUUGAAAGGGUUCCACUCAGACUGCCCCGCACACAUGAGAUCCUGAUCAAAGUGGAGUGCUGCGGUCUUUGCCACACAGACCUAAGCACGCAGGCCGGCGAACUAGGACCCAUGGUUCAAUGGCCUACGAUACCGGGGCAUGAAAUCGUCGGGACCAUUGUAGCUCUGGGACCCAAUGUGACACGAUUUGUUGUCGGCGACCGAGCGGGUGGUACCUGGCAUGGCGGUCAUGACGGGCUGUGCCGCCAGUGCUGUCAAGGAUUUCCGCAAGGAUGCAGCAACCAGAUUAUCAACGGAGUCAGCAAACAGGGCGGCCUUGGCGAAUACUGCAUCUUGCGCGAGGAAGCUGUAGUACGCCUAUCCCGCGAUGCAAAGGCUACGGAUCUUGCACCGCUUCUCUGCGCCGGUGUAACGUUGUUCAACUCACUUCGCCAUCACGGUAUCAAGCCUGGAGAAACUGUGGUGAUCCAAGGAGUUGGGGGUCUGGGCCAUCUAGGCAUACAGUAUGCUCGAAAAAUGGGUUUCCGCGUUGUGGUACUCUCGAGCACCAGCAGCAAGCAUGCAGAUGCCAGAGAGCUCGGAGCUCAUCAUUUUAUCUGCUCAGAGUCGGCAGACGUCGCUGCCGAAGUGAAUAAAUUGGGUGGUGCGAAAUUGAUCAUCGUCACAGCGCCCAAUUCCAUUGUCGAGCAAUACACCAAAUGCCUCCAAUGGCAAGGCAAAAUUGUCAUUCUUGCAUCUAUCAACAAUAUGCACCUGGAUGCAACACAGCUCCUCCGAACCUCGUCCUCUAUAUGUGGCUGGCACGCUGGGAGUCCCAUGGAUUGUGAGGAGGCAAUCGAGGUCUCUCGGCUGUAUGAAAUACAGGCAGUGACAGAAUGCUUUCCACUUAGUCGUAUUCAGGAAGCUGUCGACCACCUUAGGAAAGGAUUGGCGAGAUAUCGAGUAGUGGUGACGAUGGACGAACCGCAAGCAGAUCCCGAUCAUGACUUUUAA